Molecule: messenger RNA, 1533 nt
Organism: Moneuplotes crassus
Lineage: Eukaryota; Ciliophora; Spirotrichea; Euplotida; Euplotidae
Source: the annotation of a GenBank genome assembly
AUGGAAGAAGUAGUAAUUUCUCAAGGAAGUAGUAAAAGCACAGGAGAUAUCGAGCAUUACGAUGAGCAUUAUGAUACGUAUCAUGAUGUUAGUAUUGAUGAUACUCGCAAACUUGGCAAUGACUGGGAGAAAAAGAAACUUUACUAUAACACAUUUGACGGUGACUCCUCUUUCUCUAUUACUCCCAUUAAGAGAGAUAACUAUCGGGCGGAUAACAGAUAUUAUGUGCUCCUGCUCUCUACCUUUCUGAUGUUUGGUGGGUAUUUUUGAAUGGACCAGCCAAACGCUCUAUCGAAGCAUUUAGAGCAAAGUUUAACUGGUGAAAGUGCCAUGAAAUAUAACAUGCUGUAUUCAGUUUAUGCUUAUCCCAACAUAAUUAUGCCUUUCUUUGGAGGAGUUUUCAUUGAUAAGGUAGGACUCAAAUCAGCCUUAAAUAUACUCUUUGCUUUAUGAAUAGCUGGCCAGGCAUUCUUCACAUUCGGAGGAUAUAUUGAAGGUAGUCAUGGUUACACCAUGGCGCUGUUUGGAAGAUGCUUAUUUGGGAUGGGAAACGAGUCCCUGAACAUAGUUCAGAGUAUCUUUGCAAAUAAAUGGUUCAAAGGCAAAGAGCUUGCCUUUGUCUUAGCUCUUGGAAUGAGUGUUGGAAGGCUAGGAAGCACUUCAAACAAUCUGCUUAUGCCAAUAAUGGCAGAUAAAUUAUGUUUAAGUGCUGCUUUGCUUUUUGGGCUCAGUUUAAUUUGCAUAUGCUUCUGAUCUGGACAAAUCUUACUCCGAUUUGAGGAAAAUGCUCAAAGAAGAGAGCUCCCGGUAAAUAACCCAGGUAAUGAUGAGAAAUUAGAUUUCUCAUCACUCAAAAAAUUCCCUCUGAGCUACUGGUUGAUAUGAUUAAGUUGUGUGAGUGUAUACUCCUCAAUCUUUCCUUUCACAAAUAUUUCGAACAGUAUGUUCAUGCAUAAAUACGAUCUCAGUUUAACAGUUGCUUCGAGGCUGACUAGCUCAAUCUUCAUUAUAGCUGCUUUGUUGUGAGCUACUUUUGGAUUUUUGAUCGAUAGAGUUGGAUAUAGAAUAUCAUUUGUGGUAUUCUCAUCCUUCUUAUUGCUCACUGCUCACACUUCCUUCCUUGUCAUGCCUGCCUGAGAUGGAUGCUAUGAAGGAUUAUUCCCACUAAUCUGCAUUGGAAUAGCUUAUGCAAUCUAUGCAGCAGCUCUUUGGCCGAUGAUACCCAUUGUGAUCAAGGAAGAGUAUCUUGGAACUGCAUUCGGAUGAGCGAUUGCUAUUCAAAACGCAGGAUGUGGAUUUGGGCCAAAUAUUGUAGGGUUCCUCCAAAAUUACGACACUUCCUAUCGUAGCACUCUGAUUUUCUUCAUGCUUGUGUCUAUCUUCGGAAUUCUGUGUGAAAUUGUGCUAUAUUUCACCAGUAAGAAGUAUCAUUCAAACAAGAUUCAGCUUCCAAGUGACAAGAUAGCUGAGAUAGAAUCCAAAGAAUAUGAAAAUUAAUAUCCUGAAAUUUUGAAAAAUCUAAUUCUACCCUUG